CAGACUCGCAGCCAGCGCGCGCGGCCACAGAAGGGGUGCAGCGGGGAGCUGAGGGCUGCGAACUUGCGCAGGCAGCGGGGUGCCGGCUCUCACGGUCCGCCGCCUCCUCUGUGCCUGAUGAGUUGCACCAGAAUGAUCCAGGUUUUGGAUCCACGUCCUUUGACAGGUUCAGUUAUGCCAGUGGAUGUGGCCAUGAGGCUUUGCUUGGCUCAUUCACCACCUCUGAAGAAUUUCCUGGGUCCUUACAAUGACUUUCAAAGAAGAAAUUUUGUGAAUAAAUUAAAACCCCUGAAACCGUGUCUCAACCUCAAACAGGAAGCCAAAUCACAGAACGAAUGGAAGCGCUCACACAACCAAGCCAAGAAGCGGGUGGUAUUUGCUGACUCCAAGGGCCUCUCUCUGACUGCUAUCCAUGUCUUCUCUGACCUCCCAGAAGAUCCUGCAUGGGAUCUCCAGUUUGACCUCUUGGAUCUUAAUGAUAUCUCCUCUGGCUUAAAACUCCAUGAGGAGAAAAACUUGAUUUUAGAUUUUCCUCAGCCUGCAACUGAUUACUUAAGUUUCCGGAACAAUUUUCAGAAGAACUUUGUCUGCCUGGAGAACUGCUCUUUGCAAGAGCGCACAGUGACUGGGACUGUCAAAGUGAAAAACAUGAGCUUUGAGAAGAGAGUUCAGGUCCGUAUCACUUUUGAUAGUUGGAAAAGCUACACAGAUGUGGACUGUGUCUACAUGAAGAAUGUGUAUGGCAGCUCUGAUAGUGACACCUUCUCAUUUACCAUUGACUUACCCCUUGUCAUUCCAACUGAGGAGAAAAUUGAGUUCUGCAUUUCUUACCAUGCUAAUGGGCAGGUCUUCUGGGACAACAAUGAGGGUCAGAAUUACAGAAUUGUCCAUGUACAGUGGAAGCCUGAUGGGGUACAGGCGCACAUGGCACCCCAAGACUGUGCAUUCCACCAGGCGCCCCAUAAGACUGAGUUAGAGUCAACAGUCUUUGGCAGUCCAAGGAUGGCUAGUGGGCUCUUUCCAGAAUGGCAGAGCUGGGGGAGAAUGGAGAACUUGGCAUCUUAUCGAUGAAUUAAGCAACCUAGUGUCUGCUCUUGACUUGUCAUAGUCCCUGUGCAAUUCUAGGUCGGUAUUGCUCAAUAUUAGGAAGUAUUUGCUACUUUCUUCCAUCAGUAGGUUUAGGUUUGAGCUUUGCGGCCUGACUACAGAAGAUAUGGCCACUUGAGAAUUUAGCGUUGGGGUCUGAUGUGGAUGAUGCUACCCAAUUUUGUUUUAGAGACUCAAGUAACAGCCUAGGAACUAUUUUUAGAAAAAUAAUGCUUUUUCAGUGCCCUUCCUCCUUCCCUCUCAAUUCAUUAGCUUUCACAUUGGCCAAGCAAAAGUUAAGGAAGGAGAAUUGAUGGUGAUGGAAAGCUGUGUUAAUGGUGUGAGGAAUGUGUGAGAGGUGUACUGUACAAGAAGGGCUCCGAAGCUCAAGUCAGAGUGGGAGAGAAAGUCCGGUACUUAAUUGUCAGUGAGAACAUGUAAGGUUGUUUUGUGUUUUAAAGUUGGUUUUAUGGUUCUCUCCUGGGCAAAUACCUCACAGAGGGGAAAGAGAUCCAUUUAUAUAUUCUUGUGGAGAAAAGCCAAAUAAAAUUCCCAGGUUUGGGAUGGUACUGGAGGAAGAAGAUCUAUAAUUCUGGAGAAUUAAGAUCUUAAGGGAAGCUUUUCUGUGUAAACAUGAUCUUUCAAAAAUCAUGAUGUAGGAAAAGUUUAAGCAAACCUGUCUUUGCAGUCAAAUGUGAUACAAGACUUUGUGAUCAAGACUUGGUUUUUUGGAGCAGAAUGCUGAUCAAUAAAAGCCAUGCUGUCACCAAUGGCUGACAACGUGUAGGAGCUCAAGGUCACAGCCAAGCUCUUUGCAAGAGCCUUGAUUAAACCAGAGCACUCUGGUUGCUUAACCCAAACAUCUGAAUGGUCAUCUGAGGACUCAUGGGUGUUUGGCCUCAUAAGGAGGUCUGUUAUGUACAUUGGCAUUCCUCCUACAAUACUGUUGUAUCUUCAAAAGUGCUGUCAGUGUACACAGCCAGGUCCUUCAUAUUGAAGGUGACUCAUUUUUCUGCCGCACUUUUUCAAUGUGAUAUUUGAAGUGAGGAUUGACACUAGGGUUCUCAGUACAAGAAUCUAGUACCUUGCACGUAGAACUAGCAGUCUCUCUCUUACUUAUUUUUGUCUAGCUGUUUUAAUUUCCUUUGAAAUCAAAAUACUUCUUUUUUUUUAGAAAAUGGAUAUAAAUUGUUUUUGUGUGUGCAUAUGUUCAUUCUGUAAGAUCUUAAGGGCAGGAGUUCCAAAAUAUUUGCUUCUACAGAGCACAUUCAUUGAGAGGUGUUAAGAGAAUGCAGUUAAUUUUAACAUGUAAUCUGCCAUGCUGAAAAAAUACUAUUGGAAUAACUCUGUGAUAACAGUAUUUGAAGUUUGACUAGCAUCCAUAAUUUUUCUACUGUAAAUAUUUCACUCCCUUCUAGCUAUCCUUCAUGAACUUCUCGCUUUAAGAAUAAAUGUGUUUGAUAAUAAGA
Messenger RNA from Chinchilla lanigera (long-tailed chinchilla), 2555 nucleotides. It is a transcript of the gene Ppp1r3c, whose product is annotated as protein phosphatase 1, regulatory subunit 3C. Gene Ontology annotation, molecular function: protein phosphatase 1 binding; glycogen binding. Gene Ontology annotation, biological process: regulation of glycogen biosynthetic process. NCBI's taxonomy places the organism in Eukaryota, Metazoa, Chordata, Mammalia, Rodentia, Chinchillidae. The transcript has 2 exons. The coding region runs from base 118 to 1071 and encodes 317 amino acids. The record is from RefSeq and is a predicted model, not a curated record. Gene Ontology annotation, cellular component: protein phosphatase type 1 complex.